AUGACUCGGCUAGAUAUUGCUUUUGCAGUAAACAUUGUAAGCCAGUUCAUGUCUGCACCUACGGUGAAACUUUGGGCCACUCUAGAAAAAAUUCUAUGUUAUCUAAAAGGGACUUCUGGACUCGGUAUACUCUACAGAGAUCAUGGGCAUACUGCAUUUGAGUAUUUUUCUGAUGUUGACUGGGCAAGAUCCAUAAAUGAUAGAAAGUCGACUACAUACUACUGUAUAUUUAUUGGAGGAAAUCUAGUAUUUUGGAAAAAUAAGAAGCAAAAUGUGAUAUCCAGAUCCAAUGCUGAGUUAGAAUAG
Manihot esculenta (cassava) is the source of this 306-nucleotide messenger RNA. RefSeq lists its product as uncharacterized. The transcript has a single exon. NCBI's taxonomy places the organism in Eukaryota, Viridiplantae, Streptophyta, Magnoliopsida, Malpighiales, Euphorbiaceae. The record is from RefSeq and is a predicted model, not a curated record. Bases 1 to 306 code for a protein of 101 amino acids.